GAAGAAGAGUUUUUACAUGCAUCAGAGUUUGGUGAUAUCCCUGGCGUUAAAAGAUUACUUUUAGAAUAUCCAGAUUUGAAUACUGAUUGUAUUGAUGCACUUGGAAGAACAGCUUUACGUUUGGCAGUUAAAAAUGAACAUUUAGAGGUUUUGGAAUUGUUACUGGACAGAUCGAGUCAACACCACAUCUAUGAAGCUGUGUUACAAGCUAUCAGCGCUGGUCAUGUCCAAAUCGCAGAAACCAUCCUCAAGCACCGUCGCUAUCUGGAUAUGUGGCGCGAAAGAAGAAAAUUGGGCGAUACAGACGGCUUCUUUAAAACCGCCGUGACAGCAGAGUCGCAAUUUUCUCCAGAUAUCACUCCGCUGAUCCUGGCUGCUCAGAAAAACCAAUACGAAAUAGUUCAGCUUUUGUUACUACGUGGGGAAACGAUACAGAAACCCCACAGAUUUAGUUGCCCAUGUCAAGAAUGUCGAAACAAGAUGAAAUUUGACCAACUUCGCUUAGCCAAAUACAGAUUAAAUGCCUACAGGGGACUCGCAAGUGAAGCAUAUUUAUCUCUUUCUAGUAAAGAUCCUAUUCUGUCAGCAUUUGAACUUGCGCAAGAUCUUCGAAAUUUGGCGAAUAUUGCAAAACAUUUCAAGAAAGAAUACAGGGAACUAGCAGAACAACUAAGUGAAUAUGUGGUAAAGUUACUGGACAGAAUUCGAACCCAGGAAGAACUGGAAAUGGUUUUGAAUAAAACAGGAAGAAGUACAAUCGAAAAAUACGAGAAAUUAGCCCGAUUUAAACUAGCCUUAUUGUACCACGAGAAGGGGUUUGUGUCACAUCCAAGUUGUCAACAGAGACUGGUUACACUAUGGUAUCAUGGAAUGGGUAAAUGGGAUAGAAUGAACUGGCCUUUGAGAAUUCUGUUAGCAGUCUGUUUGUUUUUAUUGUAUCCGUUCUUAUUGCUUAUAUAUCUCAUUUCUCCAAGCUCUAAGUUUGUGAAGAUUUUGCGAUAUCCGUUUGUCAAAUUUGUUGGUCACACAGUGUCUUUCUUUGCAUUUUUGGUAUUAAUAAUAGCCUCUGCCAUCGAAUCCUCCUAUGGCGUUACGAAAACCAGGACUUUGAAUAUUACCUAUCCGAAUGAAUAUACGAAAUAUAGCGAGUUGGUCAACGAAACUGGCACACCUAUAUUUGGUGAAGACUUUCCACUCCGUGAAAAUUUCCCAACAGUUACCACAAUCUUAAUGACAUUUUGGGUCAUAGGUUUUAUGUUUCAAGAAUGCAGUGAAGUCUUUCAAAAUGGUAUUUUGGAUUAUAUAACUUCCUAUUAUAAUAUAAUGGACUUCUUUCUCAUAUCUGGAUAUACAGCAUCCUUCACCCUGAGAGUUUUAUACUAUGUAUACUUAAAAGGAAUUUCUGAAUUGUUGUUCUGUGAUUUUCUCUUAAGCAUUACUAUUACCGAUAUAAAAUAUGACGCCAUUAAUCGUUUUUAUUGGGAUCCGUUUGAUCCGGUGAAUCUAUCGGAAGGUUUAUUUGCCAUGGCGAAUAUAUUAAGCUUUGCACGAAUAAGUUACCUAUUACCAUCCAAUGAAAGUUUGGGUCCUUUGCAGAUUUCAUUGGGCCGUAUGCUAUCGGAUAUAGUAAAGUUCUUAACCUUGUUUUCGUUCGUUAUGGUGGCGUUUAUGGUUGGUCUGCAUAACCUUUUCUGGUAUUACAUUCCAGCACAGACAAACUUUGGAGAUGUUAUGGCAACGUUUCGGACAGUGUUUUGGUCAUUAUUUGGUCGAGGUGAACCAGGAGCAGUACGACUUGGUGAAUAUGAUAAUCAUGUGACGGAGGAUAUUGGUUAUAUUAUUUAUGGUGCUUAUAAUGCAGUAUCUGUAACAGUCUUAUUGAACAUGUUGAUUGCUAUGAUGACCAGAUCGUUUCAAACUAUUGCAGAAGAUUCCGAUGCUGAAUGGAAGUUUUCCAGAAGUAUUCUUUACAUGGAAUACAUCAGUGACUCGGCUGUUCUUCCUGUUCCUUUAAAUAUUAUUGCUGCACCUAAGGAGGCGUUAUCAGCUUUAUUAUGUUCUUGUUGUAACAAUUCAGAUGAUGAUCACCCUGAAAAAACAGAAAACAAUGGCAUUACAACUGAAGCUGUCGGGGUAGGUCAUGUAUAUUACCUCUAA
Molecule: messenger RNA, 2157 nt
Organism: Lottia gigantea (owl limpet)
Lineage: Eukaryota; Metazoa; Mollusca; Gastropoda; Lottiidae
Exons: 12
Biological process (GO): calcium ion transmembrane transport; regulation of cytosolic calcium ion concentration; manganese ion transport
Cellular component (GO): membrane; cation channel complex
Molecular function (GO): protein binding; inositol 1,4,5 trisphosphate binding; store-operated calcium channel activity
Source: RefSeq, a predicted model, not a curated record